AUGCCUACGUAUCCUAUCCGUCGCCGGCCGCGCGAGUGUAAAACUUGCCUGCCCUGCCGUGCCAGCAAGGUCCGCUGCGAUCGCAAUGUUCCAUGCGGCAAUUGCGUCAAGCGCAACUUCACCUGCUCCUACGGUCGUCCUCCACCCACCGCUCCCAGACCGGCCUCCUUCAUCGCCGACCAGUAUGGCUCGUCCGCUACGACUCCCGCCACUAAUACGCCUCAAUACAUGCCUUCCGCGGCUUAUCAGCCGGCCGCCCAUCGCGACCCUCCCUACGGUGCCGGUCCAGAGUCGGCAAGCUCUGCCAACCAGGAUGGUCUAUCGGAGAUGGUGACGCUGUCGCAAGAGGAAUGGGACGAGAUCAACUCCAAGAUGCAGACCAUGGAACAGAUUCUGACCAGUUUGGGCUCCCUGUUCCAGGCGCACGGCGCGCGGAAGGCCGUCCACUCCCGAUCGGAACUUUCGCAGGAGCAGGAGGAGGAAGACCACUCGCCUGCCUCCGAGGGCAUCUAUGGGUCAACUACGCUGAGAACAAAUUCGGUUCACAUCGGAUCGAGAUCUGCUCUGGUGGACAUUCUGGACAAAUCGAAGGUUUCGGAGGACACCGCGCAGGCGCUACCCAAAGAUGACCUUCUUACCGAGCUGGCGAUGGGGAACGAGUCGGCCGCCUACCCCUUCGUUGAUCUUUGGUCGUCCGAUCCAUAUACGUUCAAUAUUUCUGGCGUGUGCAGUGUGCUGCCAGACGAUGAGCAGUGUCGAAAAUUUCUAGCUUUUUAUCGAAAUAUUGGUGCGGUGCUGUAUCCCGUAUUGCCCGAUCUCGACAAGUUUGAACGGGACAUGGACAAGCUGUUGCAGGGCCGACAGGCCGCGGGUGGCGUAUAUAAUCCAGAUGCUAAUGGCCUAGUGAAGCCGUUUGGCAUGAGUGUCUCUUUUCUCAGCCUUCUAUUCGCCAUUUUAGCGUCUGGCUCUCAACUAUCUGAUCUGCCGGGGAAAGAACGAGAGUUGACCUCGUGGGUAUACGGCGCAUCUUACACAUUGCUGGGUGAGUACCAUUCGGACGCACCAAGGCAGCAGCUCAAAGCUAACUGUUCGACUGAAAGGAAUGACGGAGCGUGGGCGAUGGCCUUUCAGAACAGUCAUUUUUCCUUGGCGUAUGACCGACCGUCCAUUACCAUGAUCAAUCAGCCGGAGAUCCCGUACGAUCCGAAAUCGAUGCCUGGCCACCGAGGGUAUUUCGAAACACUUUGCCGCCUGAUUCAGGUGGUCCUCGAUAUGCUGCGAGGGCUGAUGUUCACCCAUCAUACCCACCUGCGGUACCACGAAAUCCGGGAGUAUAAGCAACGCAUUGAACGAAUCAUUGCCGAGGCUGCACCGCAUCUGAAAUCUCGCGAACGCUGUGCCACGCUAGGGGAGCAUAUCGAAAGAACCGAACUGAGACUGCAUUCCUCGUGGUUCAUAUCUCUCAUGUGCCGAGUUUCGUUGGAUCCGGAUACUCCGAUGGAUGAACAGCGGCGCGAAGUUGUUCGGGAGGAUUGCUUGACGAAUUUGAUAAACACGAUCGAGGCCUUCAUCGAGCUGCAUUCCAUCAAUUCCCAUGCUUCGCGAACCUGGAUCAGCCUGCAACGAACUAUCGCGUCAGCUUUUCUUUUGGUAGCGAAUAACAAUGAUCAGUUGCAUCCGCAGACGUGGGACUUGAUCCAGAAAUUGGAAGCGGUGCUGUCAGACCAUGUUCAUGGCGAUGAGAGCAGCGACCACAACAGCAAGACGGACUCUGCAAAGCAUCUUGCAUCUUCCCUUCACGCUCUCCGGGAGGUCAGUGCCGCCUUCCGUGCGCGCAAACUGCGUCACCGGGUGGUGCCGAAGGUGGUACCUAACAUGCAGAACACUUCCCCUGCCACCUCGUUUGCGUCGCCAUCCUCCACCCUGGGAUCGGGGAUGCCGACGUACUCCUCUGACCAGAGCGUUUCGCCCGACGGGCAUAUUGACAACAUUCUUAACCAGGUUUCGGAUGUAAUGCUAUUUCCCAGCAUGAGUUCGGGAAAUGCUUGA
Messenger RNA from Aspergillus niger, 2049 nucleotides. RefSeq lists its product as uncharacterized. The record is from RefSeq and is a predicted model, not a curated record. The coding region runs from base 1 to 2049 and encodes 682 amino acids. NCBI's taxonomy places the organism in Eukaryota, Fungi, Ascomycota, Eurotiomycetes, Eurotiales, Aspergillaceae. Gene Ontology annotation, molecular function: carboxy-lyase activity; DNA-binding transcription factor activity, RNA polymerase II-specific; zinc ion binding. The transcript has 3 exons. Gene Ontology annotation, biological process: regulation of DNA-templated transcription.